Psilocybe cubensis is the source of this 345-nucleotide messenger RNA. RefSeq lists its product as uncharacterized. The record is from RefSeq and is a predicted model, not a curated record. Lineage: Eukaryota; Fungi; Basidiomycota; Agaricomycetes; Agaricales; Agrocybaceae. The transcript has 2 exons. Gene Ontology annotation, molecular function: metal ion binding. Gene Ontology annotation, biological process: protein histidyl modification to diphthamide. The coding region runs from base 1 to 345 and encodes 114 amino acids.
AUGGGUGCUUAUUAUGACGAGAUAGAGAUUGAGGACAUGGCUUGGGACGAGGAAAAGCGGGUCUAUCACUACCCUUGCCCGUGUGGAGAUCGCUUCGAGAUAUCUCGUCGACAGCUUGCAAAUUACGAAGACAUUGCGAUAUGUCCGAGUUGCAGUUUAGUUAUUCGAGUGAUAUUCGAUCCACUCGAUUUUGAAGACGAACCUCCUGAUGACGAAGGUUCAGGGGAAGAGGAAGAGGAAAAGGAGGAAGAUGAUGACAGCAGCGAUGAAGAUCACUUUGAAGACGCCAUGGAGAAGUUGUCCAUCACCGACGAAACCCCAAAAGUAGUUUCAGUGGCGGCUUGA